Oryza brachyantha (malo sina) is the source of this 489-nucleotide messenger RNA. RefSeq names its product cysteine-rich PDZ-binding protein. The coding region runs from base 45 to 335 and encodes 96 amino acids. Lineage: Eukaryota; Viridiplantae; Streptophyta; Magnoliopsida; Poales; Poaceae. The transcript is spliced from 4 exons. The record is from RefSeq and is a predicted model, not a curated record. Gene Ontology annotation, biological process: cytoplasmic microtubule organization. Gene Ontology annotation, molecular function: microtubule binding.
CCCAUCGCGAAGAACACUGCUCUUCUCUCUCCUCGGCGGCGGCGAUGGUGUGCACCAAGUGCGAGAAGAAGCUGGGGAAGGUGAUCGUGCCGGACAAGUGGAAGGAGGGGGCCAGCAACACCUACGAGAGCGGCGGCCGCAAGAUCAACGAGAACAAGCUCCUCUCCAAGAAGAACAGGUGGACUCCAUAUGGAAACACGAAAUGCAUAAUCUGCAAGCAACAAGUGCACCAGGACGCCAAGUACUGCCACACCUGUGCAUAUUCAAAAGGUGUAUGUGCGAUGUGCGGGAAGCAAGUGCUGGACACGAAGCUGUAUAAGCAAAGCAAUGUGUAAUGCCAAGUCCUGUGUUAUCCAGGAUAACCUUGUAAUCUCUCAAUGCUCAAACGUAUGAAAUAUUGUACUUGCUAUCUAGCUGUUGAAAAAUAGUUUGUGUUCAAAGAACUAUGUACUUGGCUAACCAUUCUAGAAAUCUCCAAACUCCCAACUU